UUUUCCCGGUACGGACGUGCGUUGAGCGGUGGAAAUUCUCGAACACAUUGCGAACACACGAACCGAAUAAAAAGAAUAAAAAUAUCAUAAUAGUUGCGUUCGUUGUAACACUCGGUUCCUGUGGUUUUUCGGUUUUUGCACUUUGAUUUCAUUAGCCGGAAAAGCAGGAGCGAGCGGGGAUCGGAAAAUGUCCACCGGGCAGGGCAAAUAAUCCGGAGGCAGAUGAAGAAGAAAAAGCCAAUGAACUUGGGAACAACUUGAGACGACCACAAGGAGGAGGAGGAGGAGGAGGAGGACCAGGAGGAGGAGAAGCCCCUUGGGCGGUCAAGGAAUCAUGGGCGACCUGCAGGCCACCAUCGAAUUCUCCGUCGAGCUGCACAAGUUCUUCAAUGUGGAUUUGUUUCAGCGCGGACUCUACCAGGUGCGCUGUGGCCUGCGUGUUUCGCCCCGUUUGCCCGUGCAGGUGGAGACGAGCAUUCCGGAAGCGAGCGGAAGCGGCAAACAGAACGGACACGCGAACGGGGGCACCGCCGCCGACCUCCAUGCAAAUGGCAGCAGCGACAGCGAGCGGGGGGAGCAGUUGUCGCCGGGGGAAGUGCCACGCCUUCACGAGGCGCCCACGGGUGGCAGCUGCACUUCCGCCUCGGUUAUCAACGGCAGCGGCGCCUCACGCAUCUUCCAGAUACUCUACCGCAACGAGGAGGUUCCGCUGCGCGACAUCAUCCACUUUCGAAGCCAUUUGCUAGUUGACAGUCGUCACCUGAAGGAGUCCAUUGAACGGGCCGAGUUUUCGCUGCAGUUGGAGCUCUGGUUUGGCGAGCAGAACGGCUCGAGCGGCAUGAAUGGCAAUGGAAAUGGGCUGGGCAGUGGGAUGGGCAGCUUCGCCGGAUCCGGCGGCUCCACAUUGACACUGGCCUCCACCAGGAACCUGCAGCUGAACUUCCAUCCGGGACGUGGCCUUCAUUACCAUCUGCCGGUGCUGUUCGACUACUUCCACUUGGCGGCCAUCAGUGUGGGCAUCCAUGCCAGCCUCGUGGCCCUCCAUCAGCCGUACAUCAAGAAAAGCAUGUUCUCGUAUAUGAAAUUCUGCGCCCCGCGCAGUUCGAAACCUUGGAGUGCGGGAAAGUUGAGCUGCAGGGGGAACACCUCGCCGGGACCCUUGGAAGCGGUGUUCUUUGGACCCCAGAUAGGUGGCACCACCAAGUGCAGUGGUGGUCCCGCCGGCAGACUCCUCCAAUCGCGGGCAAUUCAUCGCGAGAUUUGCUGUUUGCUACUGGGCGCCAUUGAGCAGCUGAAGGCCACUCUGAACGAGUUCAGUACAGUGUUACCUCCGAGCAUAAACUCGCAGAUUGGCUCGCCUCCCCUGAGGGAAAAUGACACGGGGGAGAGGCUGCAACUGCUCCUGGAGCAGGCCAAGCAACUGGAGGCGGAGGAGGACUUUGCCAUAAGGGCCAAUUCGGACAUAGCCCAACUGUGUGCGGAGAGCAUUUUCUGGUGGCGUCGUGUGCUCCUGGCCUCCAGAUCCUCCACAGCGGUGCACACUCUCCUGGCCCGGAAGCAUCAUAUACUCAGGGUACGUCGCUUUGCCGAGGGCUUCUUUGUGCUGGAGCAACCGCGUCAUGCGGCAGCGGCAGCGGCGACGGCGACGGCAACUGGUGGUGGUCAGCAGGAUCAUCAGGGAUCAGCCUCGUUGGGUCAGGGCUGCCAGGGAUAUGUGGCCAUAGCGGAGCUGGCCAGGAGGAGUCGCUAUCUGCAGUCCCUGCCGCCGCUUCCCGUGCACUGCACACCCAUCGAUGGCGAUGCCUCCUCCUUGCCCUUGAUCUUCGAGGAUCGCUAUGUGACCCCGGGCAGUGGUUAUGUCCGUCGCCGAUCUGGCAGUGAUCCGCAGCUGGAUGAGACCAUAACAGCAGUGUCUGGUGCUGGAGGUGGUGGUCAGAAGAAGAAGGUGGACAAGACGCACUCGAGCAGCAGCUUGAAUGGCAUUAAGGACUGCUUGGCCUGCCACUUUGACUACGACUAUCCGCAGAUUACCAAUGGCUCGGGACCGGCUCAUCCGCAUGCCAAGUGUGUGAUCACGCCGCGCUUUGCCCUGGGCGGUGAGGUGCUCCAGGCCAGUCUGACCAUUGCGCCCAGCAAGGAACCCCUUGCCACGCCUGCACCCGCACUGCGUCACAACUUGUCCAGGCAUUCGGUCACCGGUUUGCUGGAGGAUCUCGAUCUGGAUGCCAGUGUGCCGGCGCGACAUAGUAAGUCCCUGGAUCAGCUAGAUGGUUGCGAGGCUUUGAUCACCAGCUCGACUACAACGAGUAAUAACCAUACUCUGCCGCGACUCCAGGCGGAUGAUCUGAUGCGGAACAUUUGCGAGUUCCGCCAGCGAUAUGGCAAAUUCGAUUACCUGCAUGAGAUCAAGUUGCUGAAUCCGCCAAAGCCACAGCAACAGGUGGUCCAGCAGACGGCGCAGGAUAAGCCCUGCACCAAUGGCUACAAUUCUCUGCCCAAGUCGAUGGUGCCGCCGAGGAACUCGUAUCCACCGCCGCCGCCCAGUCAGCAUACCACCAUGCCGAGGAGCAGCUCCUCGCAGAUUCCACGUGCCGUGGAGAUUGCUCGGGUGCGAGUGUCCGACAUCAAGGAGAUGCUGCGACAGGGUCAGUUGAGAAAGGAGUCGAGUAGUUCCGAGAGCGACAUGGUGCAGAAGCUGCAGAUGCUCAGCUCCACAAGUGUGCCCUUUCGUCUGGAGGGUGCCGGCAAUGGAACGAGCAACAACAACACCACCAGCAGUGAUCCCAACACCAGUGGCUUCAGUGAAUCCCUACCCAAUCUAGCUCCGCCGCCGGAAUUCGAUUCCGAUCCGCAAUUGAGACGUCAGCGGAGCAACUCCACCUCGUCGUUGAGCGAGGAGAGUGGCUGGGUGAGCAGCCGGAGGAGCUCGCUGGCCAUCUCCAGUCCGGAUACCAUCACCAGUACGGGUCUGACCAAUCGACAACGGCACACGCAACUCAAUCUGGGCAUGGGCAUGGCCAUGGAGACGCGCCUGAAUGGUGAGCAAUUGCGUUUGCGCCUCCAAAAGGUCCUGGAACAGCAGCAACUCCAGCAGCAGCAGCAGCAUCCUCACAAGACCCGGAAGAGGCAGGCAGCCGGAUCCUCCAGUCAAAGUCGUACACCCGCUCGCCAGCAAACGGAUGUGCACAAGAAGAUCUCAUCGGUGACGGUCAGUGUUAAGCGGGAGCGGUCCCGCUUCCAGUUGGACAGACUGCGUCACCUGCCCAACGGCGAGUCCACGGAGGUGGAGGAGAUGGAGCCACCGCCGCGUAGGAAUCGCCACAAGACUGCCGCCUCGGCCGAGAAAUCCAAAUCGGAUUUCGAUAUAGCCAGUUUGAAGGGCAUGCAGCCAUUGGAUGCUGUGUGCCUGCCACCUCCUCAGCAGUUUCAGGAUCAGGAGCUGGAUCAGGAGCAGGAGCAGGAUGAGCAGGCUCCGCCGCCGCCCGAUGAGUUCCGUGAUCCGCCACCAGAACCAGCGCCCACAGCUCCAGCUCCUGCUCCUGCUCCUGCGGGAAAAGCUGGAAAAUUGGUCACCUGUCAUCUGGCACCACCACCGCCGCCGCUGAAGGAACGCCAGCCAGUGGGAGCCAUCGACAAUCCCGUGUACCACAUCUAUGAGUCACUGCGUCCCAUCUCCACGCCGGCCAUUUUCAGCAAUAAGCCCGUACUGAAAUCUCAUAGUCUGGCGGAGCUAAAAAGGCCACAGAAUCUGCCAAAUCCCCUGAACCACCAAUGCAAAUCGCAUGCCCUCAAUGGCAACGAUGUGGACCACGAACAGGACGAGAACAAGGAGAACUCCAAUGGCCAGGUGAGAGGAUCCGCCAAGCAGGGACAUGCUUCGAAUACCCUCGCCAAGCACAAACGAAAGGGGCAUGUUCCAUCCACUGCCAUCCAGGAGGCUCCUCCCAGCAUUUCCCUUCUGGAAUUCGAGAAGUACCGCGAGGAGUUCCGCAAGCAGAUCAAAUACCAGGGCAGCAUAUACUCCGACUACGUGCAGCUGGCCUCGGAACUGCCCUACUUCUACAUCAGCGACGAGUACCGUGCGUUCUCGCCCAACGGCAUGCACCUGGUCAUCUGCGUCCACGGAUUGGAUGGCAAUUCGGCGGAUCUGCGACUGGUACGCACCUAUCUGGAACUGGGACUGCCCGGUGUGAAUCUCGAGUUUCUCAUGUCCGAGAGGAAUCAGGGCGACACCUUCUCCGACUUCGACACCAUGACUGAUCGGCUGGUAACCGAGAUACUCUACCAUAUCGAUAGCUGCGCCUUGAACCCCGCUCGAAUCUCAUUUGUGGCCCAUUCCUUGGGCACGAUCAUAGUGAGGAGUGCGUUGGCCAGGCCCCAGAUGAGACCCCUGCUCCCGCGGCUGCACACCUUCCUCUCGCUGUCGGGACCUCAUCUGGGCACUCUCUACAACACCAGUGGAUUGGUCAACAUGGGAAUGUGGUUCAUGCAAAAGUGGAAAAAGUCCGGAUCUCUGCUGCAGCUUUGCAUGCGUGACACCACCGACAUGCGGAAUUGUUUCCUCUACAGGCUGAGCCAAAGGAGCACCCUGCAUCAUUUCAAGAACAUCCUGCUUUGCGGUUCUAGCCAGGAUCGCUAUGUUCCAGCGCAUUCGGCCCGAUUGGAACUGUGCAAGGCGGCCAUGAGGGAUAGCUCUUCGUUGGGCACCAUUUACAGAGAAAUGGUGCACAAUAUAAUCGCUCCGAUUUUGGCCAGGCCGGAACUGACUUUAGCCCGGUUUGAUGUCCAUCAUGCCCUGCCUCAUACGGCCAACACUUUAAUUGGUCGUGCGGCUCACAUUGCAGUCCUGGAUUCGGAGUUAUUUAUCGAGAAAUUCAUGCUGAUCGCGGGACUCAAGUACUUUAGUUAACCAGAUCGCUGAACCAUCUGUCUGGCAGAAGGAACCAAACAAAACUGCUGGCUUUCUAAGGGUCUUUAGUUGAGUCCCAAUGAGUUGGUCCAGUACAGUACCUAGUUAAAAAAUUUAUUAUAAAAGAAAGACAUGGAUUUUCUUAUGAAAUUAAAACUACAGGUCGUUAUGAAAUAAGUAAAAUAUAUUUAAAUGAUUGGUUUUUAUAAAGAAAUUAGGACUCUAUUACUGAAAUUAUAGUUCUUCAUUAAUUAAACUUUUUUUUUGUAUUUUACGUUUAAAUGUAAAUAUUCUAAAUUAUGUUGUACUUCAGACAUACAGUUUUAUUAACUUGAGCCUCUUUAACGUGUACUGUAAUUCUUUUAAAUAUAAAAACUACUGAAAAACACAGGGUACUCAUAAAUCGAAUACAAAACAAGAACCAGAAACAUCAGAUCAGCCAACUGAUUCCAAUUGAUCUGCGAUUGGAACAAGGAAUUUAUUGAAACAAAUCGUUAGACUUGAAUUUUUUACAAAUGCAACUCUUUUGUAGCGAAUUGAUAUUCACACUCACAUACGAAAAAAUCAAAAAACCAAAGGAUGUUUAAUCAAAAAAACUAUAACCAAAACCAAAGGCAGCAUAACUGUUGAAAACAUGUUAACGAUAAUUACAUUUUUUAGCUGUAAGAGUUGAACGCAUACAAAGCAAACAAAAACAGAAGCCAAAGACAUCAUAAGUAGUGUUAAAUUCGAGUUCAAAUCUAUAUACGAAACUUUUUCGAAACGGUUGAAUUGAAUUGCAAACGGAAAGUGAACGAAAACAAGAACGAUCAUGUUAAGUAUACGUAAACUAUCGAUAGUAGUUGAGCACGGGCAAGGCAAGGUUGCAUUUUGAUGAAAGUAGCGAAAUAGUAUUAGCAAUUUUUAAGACUAAUCAAACACAAACAGAGACAAAAUGGUUUUUUCCAAAUCUUUUUACUGCUAGACAAGAGAACAAAUUUAGAAGAACUAGAGGUAGAGUAGAGGUAGCGUUGAAUUAGUCGAGUUGUUGGUAGCUGAGUGCAUUAUUGAAGCGCGUCAAUUAAGUAAAAAGAUCGACGACGAAGAGGUUUGCUUGCAGAUUUAGAUUUUUCAUUGGGAACAAGAUCGAUAGCGUAGCGCAUGUAAAGCAGUUAGGACGAAAAAAAAUUGAAAACUCGUAGUCUAGUCCUAGCCAUAACUCUAUGUUUUCUGAGCUUUUUCCAAUCGCUGUUGUGAACUACUAAUAUUUGUGACCCUACCAGAAUUGCAUUCUUCAUAUGUGUAUAACCGUCCUAAAUGUAACUACUUUAUCAACUUGCUAAAGCGAAAACUAAAUGUGUAACUGGUUUUUAAAAUGUUUGUGUGCAUCCCAAACUUGAAUGUGUGUUGAAACGUUUCGACGAUUUUACUAAAUGUAUUCCAUCAAAAUUUACCGAAUUCCCCUCAGUUGCAGUUUAAAAUGUUUUCUUUUUGAAUAAAAUAUGCUAAAAUUCAAUUUUAGUGGAACAUA
Molecule: messenger RNA, 6419 nt
Organism: Drosophila elegans
Lineage: Eukaryota; Metazoa; Arthropoda; Insecta; Diptera; Drosophilidae
Product: protein FAM135B
Exons: 9
Coding region: 335-4909 (1524 amino acids)
Source: RefSeq, a predicted model, not a curated record